This is a messenger RNA of Callorhinchus milii (elephant shark), 2953 nucleotides long. RefSeq lists its product as uncharacterized. Lineage: Eukaryota; Metazoa; Chordata; Chondrichthyes; Chimaeriformes; Callorhinchidae. The transcript has 9 exons. The record is from RefSeq and is a predicted model, not a curated record. The coding region runs from base 398 to 2953 and encodes 851 amino acids.
CUGGCUGAGCUUGUUUAUAGCAGCCUAGCCUUUCUGGCUGAGGACAUUCCCCACAUAUCUGAGCUCCACUGGCUGGUGACCAGGACAAGUUAGAGGGCUGUUCCUCUGCCCCUCUUGUCCACGGGCAGGUUGAAGAGAGAGCGAGCGAGCGUGCGAGAGCGCGAGGAAAAAGGUACGCGGAGGGUAGAGGGUGUUGGGAGGUGCGCGGUGUGAAAGAGCGACUUGAGCUGGAUUGAACUUAACGCCCGACAGAUUUCGCAGAAGGACUGAGUUGAGUGAUCGACUUGGGUCAUUACUAUUUGAGCUCCUGCAGGGAAUGGACUGAUUUGGACAGACUGCAGCAUCAGGCGGUUGAUUCCUACACUUCGCUGUUCACCCAAAGCUCUACAGCUGCAGUAUGAUUGUGAUGAACGACAAGGUUCCACAAACACAGAACGUAGAGGCCUCACUGAUACAGAUGACGGUGUUGGGAGACACUGGGUGGCCUCUGUGUGAUGCUGAGACCACCUACACAGGACCAGCCAAGGUAUCAUCAACAAGGACAUCUCCGGCAGAAAGCUCGGACUACACCUUUAGGCACCUCACAGAGGUACAGGAAUCCACCAACGCUCAGCCGGGAUUUGCAAGGUUCGGCAAAGAGCCUUGCGGAGAGGCUGCUAAUGGGAGAGGGCAACCCUACGGUGAGGCGGCAGCGGAAGAGAGUACAGAAGGUGCAGGAAAGGAACGAGGAGAUAAAAUCUCAGAGGGACCGGGCACCAGGAGCUAUAAGCGGAAGUUGGAAUGUGGGGAAGCAAAUCAUCUGGAUUUGCCCAAACAGUCCAAGACAGCCAAGAGUUCCGAGCGAGUCUAUCCCGGGAAUGUCCCGGUGCGAGCCGGGGAGAUCAGGUUGGUCCCAAACCUUGGGUCGAACGACCAUGAGGGAAGAGAGGAGAAAGUAGAGGCGACGAGCGACACAAACAGCCCGCCCUCUGGGACGCCAGAGCAGGCCCCGGGGGCGAUUUCGACCCCCGAAUUCCGAGCGAGACGUCACAACGAUCCGGGCAGGAAUCUGGGCGAUUCGGGAGUUUGUCUGGCGCGGGCCAGAUACGCCUAUCCGCUUUCUCGGGGGCAGGAGAUCAGUGCCAUCCACCACACCAGUCAUGGGAUUGGCAAGGAAACUCACCCGCCGUAUGUCGGGCAAGACGGUCACAACAGGGACAUGUCCGACCACUCUGUACGGUCGUCGUUUGCAAGUCAGUGCACCCACACGUCAAGGUACCAGUCGGAAGGAACGUUGGGGGCAUUAAAUGAAAGCAGCGGCACCCACCAGCGCCCGGCAAACUUGCUCGACAAUCAUUGGGCAACUUUGAACUCGGACUUCAAACCAGACCCACAGAGCUUCAGACAGGACCUCGAACGGAAAGCCUGGCAAAGCAAUUCUUGCCCGAGACCACCUCGCCAAUCCUCGCUCACACCCACGCCCACCGCCCCCACCACCACCACCAAUGCCGAAACAUCCACAAAAUCAAGCAAGACAGAGGCGUUGGCAUCCUAUAAUGGAUCGGAGGCGAAGGCCGGCUACCAUCAGCUCUACCACCUGCCUUCUCCCUCCGCCGCCCAUCGUGGCAGCCCAGGAAUCUCGCUUGCCGUUGACCCGGGCACUUACCCGCCCCUGAACGUCCAUCUGCCACAUUUCUUCAACGCCGGCGCCAAGUUGGGCCGCGGGCACCACCCCUCGCUGUUGGCCAUGGCGCCACAUUUGGACUCUGCCUACGGCACCAACUUUGCCCUUCUGGCCUCGAACUACAACUUCUACCACCCAAAGCACUUACAACAAGCCCCCGCUCAGGUCCAGCUAAGCGCUGCCUACGGGCACCUGAACCUCUACCCCGUUAUGUGGCAGAGUGUGGAUAGAGUGGACAUGCACUCGGCCCAGCCCGUGUUGGCCGCCUGCUCGCACUCGCAUCCGAGCUACGUGAACGGAGAGGCCGCUUUGAAAAUGGGUAUCCACAAUCCAUGGGCGUACCACCAUCACAUUAGUCUGGACAACCAACAGCGAAUGAGCCAAUUUUCCAGUAAGAAGGAAUUUCUCGCAGCUACGGACACAGCGGCUCAUUCCCCACAUCUUUACAAAGAGGAGGUGAGUAGAAAGCUGUAUGCGGAUUCGCUGUGUCCGUACCCCCACGCCGUCAGGAACAACCUCACCGCCGCGGACGUACAGCCGUUGCCGGAGACUGGCGGGGGCGUGGGGUACGGCGAGCCAGGCUUCGGGGCGAGGCUGUGCCCGUCGAGCCGGUCGGCGAGCAAGCAGCCGGGCAGGUCUACUGCGUUGCCGCAAAGGAGAGAGGCCGGCUUCUCUUCAUCAGUCGCUCAGCGCGAGGCAAAGCCCCCCGCGGCUCGAUCCCCGAGCAAGACGGAAGCCGCCGCAGAAGAUCCUAGCUCCGGCUUCGCCGAGCGGGAACGCUUGGCCGAGGGGGAGCUGAGAAGUGCCCGGACGGCGUAUCACCAGGCUCCGGCGAGCCCCGCUCUCGUCCGCAAGCUUUACCGGCCACCGGGAGGUGCUGCGGAGGGACUGGGCUUCCCAGGCCCGGUGCCCGCUUUCUCUCCUCCCCUCCAGGGCAUCGCCAGGGGUCCGAGCCACCGCCUGGCACCGGCCCGCCCCCCGCAGGAGAGCGGCUGCGGCACGCCGGCUCUCCCCGACCGUUCGUUGCCGGAGCUGGCCGAGCAGAAGGAGCGGAUGGCGGAUGGCGGUGGCGUCGAGCACCGGGACAGAGCGGGAGGCCUGGCAGGCGACUGGGAAACCGGAUCAGUUGUCGCCCCAGCAAAGCCGGCCUUCGCUGACGGUUACUACAUGCCCAAGAAGCACAAGGCGGCUCGAGCCGUGACUCAGUGCCCGCCGGAGGGGCAGUGGGCGGCUGAAGAAGGCGUGGCUCACCAGGCACUCGGAGCAGGGAGGGGCUUGCCUGGGCCUUGA